Knipowitschia caucasica is the source of this 237-nucleotide messenger RNA. NCBI's taxonomy places the organism in Eukaryota, Metazoa, Chordata, Actinopteri, Gobiiformes, Gobiidae. The record is from the annotation of a GenBank genome assembly.
AUGGUCCCUGCCAGCUUCAUGGUCCCUGCCAGCUUCAUGCGUGUGGAGCACAUCAGUCCGUACUGCCGCUCUCUCCUGUGCAGCGCUCACAUCCAGAGCCGGUCCGACGCCGUGGCCACCGUGUCCUGCCGCUCGGAGGACCGCCCCCCCCGGCCCCUCCACCGCAGCCGCCUGUCCUGCACCGAACACCUGCUGUCGGUGCAGAGGAACACCUACAGCAGCACCAAACUGCGAUGA